CUUGACACCGCCACUCAUUCCUACAGUGUAUUUUCUUACAGAAGGUAUUGCUAGUAAAGAUAACUUCACAGUCAUCAACCACGGUGGCUCAAUAUUCCCAUUGCAUUAUAAAAUCACCUCGAGUACUAUUAUCGAAUAGUUUCAAAACUAACAAAUCAAGUAUUCCGAAUCCGAGUUUAAUUUUGUUAAAAACUAACAAUGCAUUUAAAACAUUUUAUACCGUUUUUCUGCGUCACGUUAUAUUUCUUGCAAUGUCAAGGUGUCAUCGAUACUGUAGUGAUUGACUGGAUUCGAGAAAAAGUCUUGGAAAGAGCGGGGGGGCAAAAUAUAUUGAACUUUGAUGGAAUGCAAACUAUAUUUAACGAUAUAUCAGAGAUGCUCAACUCACGCGUAAAGCUCGAAAAAACCGAAGAAUUGAAAAUAGCCCGUUUAUAUACAAAGGAGCAAAUCGAAGAAUUGGCCCGGUCGUACGUGCGUUCAGAAGAUCCGGCUGUAUUGGAAAGGAUAGCAUACGUGGUCAACAGACAUGAUGUAAAGGGAGACGGCAUAUAUUGUCUUGAGCAACUCAAAGGAGUAAUCGGUGAUAUAAAAAUCGAAGUUGAAGAAAUAACCCCUCAUUAUCCCAAUGAUGAAGAAAUCACAGAGAUCUAUUCCAACCGGUUUUUUACAAAGCAGCAAGUCGAAGAAUUGGCGCAAUUGUACGUGCGUUCAGAAGAUCCGGCUGUAUUGGAAAAGAUAACAAACGUGGUAAAUUUACACGAUGAAAAAGAAGACGGCACCUAUGGCUUCGAGCAAGUACGAAGUGUAAUCGCUGAUUUAAAAAUCGAAUUUGAAGAAAUAACCGUUCAUUGCCCCAGUGAUGAGCAAUUAAAACAGCACUACUACAACACCACAUACACUACGGAAGACGUUGUAACAAUCAUCAUUAAUAAUUUACUUACCGAAUAGUUUAUUUAUAAUAUUAACUGUUAUUAAAUUACUGCAUGCACGUAGUAAAGCACAUAUUCAAUAUUAAUGUAGUCUUGAUUGAUUAAUAAAUUAUUUUUGCUCUUA
Adelges cooleyi (spruce gall adelgid) is the source of this 1053-nucleotide messenger RNA. RefSeq lists its product as uncharacterized. The transcript has 7 exons. Lineage: Eukaryota; Metazoa; Arthropoda; Insecta; Hemiptera; Adelgidae. The coding region runs from base 199 to 948 and encodes 249 amino acids. The record is from RefSeq and is a predicted model, not a curated record.